Messenger RNA from Suillus fuscotomentosus, 3891 nucleotides. Its product is annotated as RecF/RecN/SMC. The coding region runs from base 1 to 3891 and encodes 1296 amino acids. Lineage: Eukaryota; Fungi; Basidiomycota; Agaricomycetes; Boletales; Suillaceae. The transcript has 19 exons. Gene Ontology annotation, cellular component: chromosome. Gene Ontology annotation, biological process: mitotic chromosome condensation. Gene Ontology annotation, molecular function: ATP binding; ATP hydrolysis activity; protein binding. The record is from RefSeq and is a predicted model, not a curated record.
AUGACGCCUAAACGCCCUGCCCCACCGGAGGAGGAAGAGGAAGAAAUUUCCCUCCUUGAGCCCCGCGCGAAACCUGUGUCGGUAAUGCGGCCUCCGCCCGCUGAAGAACCUUCAGGUCCUAAGCCACGUCUUGUGAUACACAAGAUGGUACUCGUUAAUUUCAAGAGUUACGCGGGCAGACAAGAGAUCGGGCCAUUCCACAAGUCUUUUUCGUCCAUCGUAGGCCCCAAUGGAUCCGGGAAAUCUAACACGAUUGAUGCGCUCCUUUUUGUGUUUGGUUACCGCGCGUCGAAGAUGCGCCAGGGGAAGCUCUCGGAGCUGAUCCACAAUUCUGCACGGUAUCCUGACUUGGAUGAGUGCAGCGUAGAAGUUCAUUUCCGCGAGAUCGUCGACCUCCCUGGACCCGACGCAUAUAGUGUCGUCCCGAACUCCUCACUCGUCGUCGCUCGCACAGCAACCAAAUCCAAUAAUUCUCGGUAUACGCUCAACUCACGACCGUCCACUUAUACUGAGGUCCAAACACUUCUUCAGGGGCGUGGGAUUGACCUCACGCACAAGCGUUUCCUUAUUCUGCAGGGCGAAGUUGAAUCUAUCGCGCAGAUGAAGCCUAAAGGUAAUUCUGAGCAUGAUGAUGGAUUACUUGAAUAUCUAGAGGACAUUAUCGGUACUGCUGCGCUCAAAGCACCAAUCGAGUCUGCUCUUGCCGAGGUGGAUCGACUAGGAGAGGAGAGAACCGAGAAGGUGGCUAGAUUGAGGAUCGUGGAGAAGGAGAAGGCGAAAUUGGAUGCAGAGAGGAAGGAAGCGUUGGCAUGGCUGAAGCUUGCGAACGAGCAUGUGCGGGCUCUCAGCCGGCUGUGGCAGUAUUAUUUGUGGAAAUGUUUAGAGAAUGAUGAACAAUUCGCCGCGCAAAUUGAACAUUUGGAGAAGGAGCUUGAAGAUGAGAGGGAACGCAACAAGGAUGACAUCACUCAUUUAGAAUUGCUUGAGAAGCAUUACAAGGAACGCGAGAAGGCUUACGAGGAAGUGAAAGCAGCAGCAGAGGAAGCGGCGAAGGACAACGCGGCACGCGAGAAGCAGUCCGUGAGCCUUGAGGAACGCCGGAAGCAUGCAAGCGCGAAGGCGAAAAAGCUGAAGAAGGCGUUGGCAGACGAUGAACAAUCGAAAAAGCAAGCCGAUAACACAGUCCAGGACUCCGAUACUAAAAUCAAGACGAAGAAGCGUGAGAUCACGGAGCACGAAGCGAACCUGGAGAAGGAAGAGAAGGUGCUCGAAGGGAUCCGGGAUAGCUUGAAGGACAAGACACAAGUCUUUCACGAACAGAUUGAGGCGAAGCAAAAAGAGCUACAGCCGUGGACUGCCAAGAUCAAUGUCAAACAAGCUGCGAUUGACGUAGCACGCUCUGAACGGGACGCACUUGCAAAGAAAGCUACAGGGCUCAAAGACGCUGUUACGCAAGCGGAGGGGCAGUUGGCUGAGUUGCAGGUAGAGCAAGAGGACAAGCUGAAUGAAUUAGAUUCCUUGAGGAUGAAAAAGGCAGAGGUGCAGAAGAAGUUGGGGACAUGUGAAGAAAAAUUCCACGCUGCUCAGGCUGGUGUUCAGGAGCUUCGAUCCAAGGCAGGCUCCCUGCGGCAAAAGGCAGAGGAGGCUAGAGCAUCUCAAGCAGCGAGCACAUCGCAGAACAAAGUCCUAGAUAGCUUAACGAAGCUCAAGCAGACUGGUCGGAUCGAUGGGUUCCAUGGCCGUCUCGGUAGCCUAGGCACGAUCCCAGACAAAUACGAUAUCGCAGUCUCUACCGCCUGUGGCGCCCUUAACAACAUGGUUGUAGACACUGUCGCCCAGGGUCAAGCAUGCAUCGAGUUUUUGCGCAAGCAGAACAUCGGGCGUGCAUCGUUCAUGGUGCUGGAGAAACUUCCCACUGACAAACUCAACGAGCGUGUGGUCACACCCGAAGGUGUCCCGCGGCUAUUCGAUCUCAUCAAGCCAAAGGAUCCCCGCUUUGCAUCUGCGUUCUACAAAGGCGUUGGGAACACCCUUGUCGCUGAUAAUUUGGACCAAGCGAACAGGAUUGCAUUCGGGAGCGCGAGGCGUUGGCGUGUUGUCACGCUUGCAGGGCAGCUGAUUGAUUCAUCAGGAACGAUGUCGGGUGGUGGGAACCACGUCUCGCGGGGUGGAAUGAGCUCGAAGCUCCAGGCGGAGGCAGUGAGCCCACAAGUUCUGAGAACCUAUGAGCAAGAGAGUGAGCAGGCGGCACGUAGUCUUGAGGCGGCACAGCAGGAGCUUCGCAAUAUUGAAGCAGAAGCCGAAAGGCUCACUCAGUCAGUCCCGGAAAUAGAGCUUAACAUCGAAAAGCUUACCAUGGGCAUCAAUAAUGGGAAGAAACGACUGACUGAUGCUGAGAGGCGUGUGCAGGAUUUCAAGGCACAAAGCAAGCCGAACGCUAAGGAUCUAGCUCGAAUCAACACUCUAGAUGCCCAGAUUGCAUCAUCAACAGAAGAGCUUGAAGAACUGCAAACCAAGACUGGCGCUAUCGAGGCCGCGAUUAAAGAUCUCGAAAAGAAGAUCCUCGAAAUUGGUGGCUCCAAGCUGCUGAAGCAGAAGUCGACCGUUGACGGUAUUCGCUUGCUGCACCAGCUAGCUAACGAAGAGGUCACCAAGGCUGAGGUUAUGAAGGCUACGGCAGAGAAGAACAUCGUGAAAUAUACGUCUAGCAUUGAGACCAACCGCGCAGCGCUGCAAGAAGUCGAGAAAGAGCUUGAAGAGUUGAAGGAUCAGCUGGCGGAGGUCGCACAGUAUUUGGAAGAUCUCAAGGAGAAGGUGGAGGCUGCGCAGGCUGCUCAGGAGAGCUCGAAAGAUGAUCUCGAUCAACUCAAGCAGCAACUCCAGGAAAAACGCGAGGAAAUCGAUGAGUUCAGGAAGAAAGAGCUUGAGAUCACCCAGAAGCUUGCUGACAAGAAGAAAGAGUCUGCUGAAAAUGAGCGUGUACUUGAUCACUGGCGGACGGAACACGACCAACUUAAGCUUCACGAAAUCGAUGAUGAUGAUGACGACGACGAAGAGGAAGGUGCUGAUCAAGUCGCUGGAGCUUCAGGCAGUGGUGAAGGGGUGGUGAAGCAGGAACAUGCAGACUCUGCACCUGCGAAAAAGGCUCGUCAGCGAUCACCAUCUACCGAGCUAUACAUAUACAGCGCCGAUGAACUUGCACGCUUCAAGAAGAGAGAUAUGCUUGCAGAUUCUGAGUAUCUUGAUGAGAAACUUAAGAAUACCAAUCCGAACCUCGACGUUCUCAAGGAGUACAAAAAGCGAGAAGAGGAAUUCAUGAAACGUGCCAAAGACUUAGAGGAGACGACUGCAGCACGCGAUGCGCAGAAGCAACUCUACGAUGGUCUACGGAAACAACGCUUGGAUGAAUUCAUGGCAGGCUUCAGCUUGAUUUCAUUGAAACUCAAGGAAAUGUACCAGAUGAUCACUCUUGGGGGCAAUGCAGAGCUUGAGCUUGUCGAUAGUAUGGAUCCCUUCUCGGAGGGCAUCAUUUUCAGCGUCAUGCCUCCGAAGAAGAGUUGGAAGAAUAUUUCAAAUCUCUCUGGGGGCGAAAAGACCCUUAGCUCGCUUGCUCUCGUAUUCGCUCUGCAUGUGUUUAAGCCCACACCACUUUAUUUCAUGGAUGAAAUAGAUGCGGCCCUAGACUUCAGGAAUGUCUCGAUUGUAGCAAAUUAUAUCAAGGACCGUACCAAGAACGCACAGUUCAUCAUUAUAUCUUUGAGGAAUGACAUGUUCGAGCUCAGUCACCGUCUCAUUGGUAUCUACAAGACUGCAAAUGCAACACAGAGUAUAUCCAUCGAUAACCACGCUCUCGCUCGUCGAGUCAUCAAGCCUGUGCCUGCGGCAGCCUGA